Molecule: messenger RNA, 309 nt
Organism: Parnassius apollo (apollo)
Lineage: Eukaryota; Metazoa; Arthropoda; Insecta; Lepidoptera; Papilionidae
Source: the annotation of a GenBank genome assembly
AUGAGUAGAUUAAUCAACGAAGAAAAUCGAAACGUUUCUGCUGAUGCUGUUCGCGAAGAAAGUGCAAACGCAAAUACUGAAAUGGAAGACGCUGUCGUCUUUGAAGGUCAAAGUUCGGAUUCCAUGAUGAUCUCCACAGUUGAUAUUGAAAAUCACUCAGCGUAUUCGGAUUCGGACACUGAUUAUUAUGACGGUGACACGGGAUUUGACACCGAAAGAGAAGAGCAAUUCACUGAAACCAUUACCUCAGCACUGUCAAUGCACUGUCAUGAAAAUACAACUCAGCAGAGAAGUAUAGCAGUAGUAUGA